AUGUUUAAGGAAAUUAUAGCUGUCACUAAAGGCCUUUCUGUCUUCAAUGAAUACCAGAGUAUAUAUAACGAAGAUCGAAGUUAUCUAUGCAACGCACAUGGGAAUAAUUUUAACCAAGAGACAAAUCCUAAUAAAUGUCAGAAAACUCACCUUCCAGAGAACCAUUAUAAGGAUGGAAAACUCUUUGACAAAACGUCAAAUCCAAAUAUACAUCAGGUUAUUCAUACAGUGGAGAAGACAAACAAACGAAGUAAAUGUGACAAAUCUUUGCAGCAAUCUUCACAUCACACUGUAUGGCAGCAUAUUCAUACCAGGGAUAGAAUUUACCAAGGUAAUCCAUUCAGUAGAGUCUUCACUCCAGUGUUCAGUCUAAAUAGACUUACGGAAAGCCAUAUAAAAGAAAAGCUUUAUAAAUGUCAUAAAUGUGGUAAAAUAUUUAAUUCCUUUAGAUAUAUUCGUGUACAUGACAGAACUCAUACGGGGGAGAAGCCGUAUAAAUGUAGAGAAUGUGGCAAAGCUUUUAGAGAGUCCUCAUACCUUCAUGUCCAUAAUAAAAUUCAUACUGGAGAGAAGCCUCAUAAAUGUAAAGAAUGUUGCAAAUCCUUUGGGUACUCUUCAAGCCUUCAUCGCCAUCGGAGAAUCCAUACUGGGGAGAAGCCUUACCAAUGUAGUAAAUGUGGCAAAGCUUUUAUGUGCUCCUCAGACCUUAAUCAGCAUCAGAGAAUUCACACAGGGGAGAAACCAUACAAAUGUAUUAAAUGUGGUAAAGCCUUUAGGCAUUCCUCAACCCUUAUUAGACAUCACAGAGUUCAUACUGGAGAGAAGCCUUAUCAUUGUGUUCAGUGUGGCAAAGCCUUUAGGAAUUCCUCACUCCUUACUGCACAUCAGAGAAUUCAUACUGGAGAGAACCCUCAUAAAUGCAAGAAACCUUACCAAUGUGGUAAAUGUGGCAGAGCUUUUCAGUGCUCCUCAUACGUUAAUCAGCAUCAGAUCAUUCACACGCAGGAGAAACCGUACAAAUGUAAAGAAUGUGGCAAAGCCUUUAGCCAGUCUUCAAACCUUACUGCACAUCAGAGAAUUCAUACAGCAGAGAAGCCUCAUAAAUGCAAUGAAUGUGGCAAAGCCUUUGGGAGGUCUUCAAACCUUAGUCGCCAUCAGAAAAUUCAUAGUGGAGAGAAGCCUCAUAAAUGCAAUGAAUGUGGCAAAGCCUUUGGGAGGUCUUCACAACUUAAUCGCCAUCAGACAAUCCAUAUUGGUGAGAAGACUCAUAAAUGCAAUGAAUGUGGCAAAGCCUUUAAGAGGUCUUCAAACCUCAAUCGGCAUCAGAAAAUUCAUACUGGAGAGAAGCCUUAUAAAUGCAAAGAAUGUGGCAAAUCCUUUGGGAGGUCUUCACACCUUAAUCUACAUCAGACAAUCCAUACUGGAGAGAAGCCUCAUAAAUGCAAAGAUUGUGGCAAUGCCUUUGGGAGGUCUUCAAACCUUUAUCGCCAUCAGAGAAUUCAUACUGUAGAGAAACCUUACCAACGUGGUAAAUGA
This is a messenger RNA of Molossus molossus (Pallas's mastiff bat), 1536 nucleotides long. RefSeq names its product zinc finger protein 883-like. The transcript is spliced from 2 exons. Gene Ontology annotation, biological process: regulation of DNA-templated transcription. The coding region runs from base 1 to 1536 and encodes 511 amino acids. The record is from RefSeq and is a predicted model, not a curated record. Gene Ontology annotation, molecular function: DNA-binding transcription factor activity, RNA polymerase II-specific; RNA polymerase II cis-regulatory region sequence-specific DNA binding. Lineage: Eukaryota; Metazoa; Chordata; Mammalia; Chiroptera; Molossidae.